GCCGCACCAUAAUGUGAAUUUAUACUACUUACUAAGACGCGAAAUGGAACGUUUUGUUUAUUUCUUUUAUCUAUCAAUAUAUCUUAUGGUGUCCACAGCAGAAUCUGACGUGAAAUGCCAGCCCACUGAAGUCCUUGUAAAAGAAAGAGUCGGCUAUGAAAAAUGGCAGUAUGAAUGUAAAAGGGUCUGUCCUUCACACCAAUACGUGUACAGAAAAAAGUGCUACGACAAUUGUCCAACUUACACGAGUGCUAAAGAAAAUGGAUUCAUAAAGUACUGUGUCAGUGACCUCGAGAACUUCAAUUGUCCCAAAUCAAUUUGCCAAAAAGAAUACCCGUUUUGUUUCGACGGCAACUGUAUCGACACCUGUCCUGAAUACACGAUUGGUUAUAAUAAUUCCUGUGUCUUGAAAUGUCCCUUAGAAGCGAGGUAUAUGACGGCACACUCAUGUGAAGGAAUUUGCUAUACAGGAAGGAAGACAUGUUUUCAGAGGUGUCCAAGUUCACAUCCGCAGGUGUUUCGAUCGCCAUUUCUUUAUCACUGUUUAAAGGAAUGUCCAUAUUUUACGGUGACUAAUGGUAGUAGAUGUGAAUUUUCCUGUCCGAGUGAUAGUCCUUUUCUUUUUAACAACACGUGUCAUCCCACGUGUCCUUCUUCAGUUCCUUUUACCUCUCUGAACAUGUCGGCCUUUAAUAAGAUUUUCGUUUGUUCCGAACGAUGCGAUGCGAUGAUGGGGUCUUACAAAAACGUAUGUGUUUCUAUUUGUCCCAGUAGAUCACCCUUUGAAUAUCAGAGAAAAUGUGUAAAGAAAUGUGGGAGAGAUAGCCCGUAUGUCAAUACAUCACCAUCUAAGAAGUCUACUAUAUAUUACCAGCAGUGUGUUGCGGAGUGCCCACGUGACAAAUUUCUCUGGAUGAAGACCAGACGAUGUGUGACCAACUGUCCCAGAAACACUUUAUUCUUCAAGAAAACGUGUGUUUCUGCAUGUCCUCGACACUUUCCCUUAAAUUACACUAAAGAAAAUCAAGGAAGGAUUGAACACGAAUGUGUGAGAAGAUGUCCGGGUGAUGCUUAUCAUUUCAAAGAUCAUUGUUUUGACCAAUGCCCAACCUAUUUAAAGCAUUACUUAUCAAAUUGUACGACAGAAUGUCCGACAACAUACCCAUACAUAAUAAGCGAUAAUAACACUUGUGCUCUAUCAUGCCCAAAGAAGUAUGUUUAUAACGGAAACAUAUGCGAUAAAAAGUGUCCGAAAGACAAAUUUUAUAUUGAAAACAAAAUAUGUGAAAAAACCUGUUCAAAUAUAUCGGCUUUUCAGAAAAAAACUAAACAGGGGAUAAUAUGCCUGAAUUCCACUUCAUGUCCCAACGAUACAGUGAUAAUUGAGGGAACAAACCGAUGCAUAGAAAAAUGUCCCAAGACCAUGUUAAUUAUCAACAAUAUCUGCAGAUAUGUGACUUCCUGUCCGUCCCCUUUCUAUACCGAGAAUUCUACACGAGGAAAAAUCUGUACAAAGAAAUGUUCCAAAACUUUAUACGUUGAUGGUCAUUUCUGUGUCGAAUUGUGUCCAAAAACCAAAGUCCUUGUGGGGCAAAACUGUAGCAAAGAUUGCCCAAAUUCCAAACCAUGCAAACAUUUGAAUAACACUGAUUAUAAGAAUCCAAUGAAUGUGUGUGUUCAACAUUGCCCAAAUAACUAUGAUAGUUACAUAUAUCCAAAAACAUGCGAAUGUGACAACAAAGUACAUGGUGUUAUCAAUAGAAGUUCUCCGCCUCUCUACACAGGAUUAGCGUGGACAUUUUUUUCUCUUUCGUUUAUUCUCUGGCUUUUAUUUGGCUGCAUGUGUUGUUAUAGAGGAGUGAAAUGUCCUAGAAAAUCUUCUCAAAGAGAUUCGGAAUAUUCAUGUAAUCUGAUUGAAGAGGAGCUGCAUACAGGCUGAAUUAAUUCCUUUCUUCGUGAACUGAUUGCAUGCACAUACAACAUCUUGUGAACCGCAGAAAAGUAUGAACGAGGCAUUCUAGUUUGUAUUCAGGAGAUAUAUUUUAUCCAACAUCCACUAUCUGACGUGCUGCUGAAUGGAUGUUGCUGUGAGAAUUAUUCUAAGUUUCAAAUCGCUACAAAAUAUUAUGUGUGUGUGUGUGCAUGUAGGAAAAUGAAGUGUGAUGGUAAAGAUGACACAUAGCCUCUGUAAUUAAUGCAAUCGUCAGGAAAUUUCACAUUCCGACAUUCAGUAGAAAAUACUAAUUCGUCCCCAAUUGGGAUUACAAGACUAACUGUAAUAAACAUUGAAAAAGCAUAUAUUCUUGGACAGUUAUUCUCUCUAUUAUACAAUUAACAUAGUAGGCAGGCUACUGACAAACAAGUUGAUGGUGCAGGGGUUUCUUCGGUCUUGUUUAAAGUCAGCAUAUUGCAAAUUGUAUGGUCGUUAUAACAUGUAUGUUUAAUAAGUUAAUUAUGCAAACAUGAACCAUUUUUAUCUUGCAAUCUUUAUUUCAAAAUUGUUGCUGGGUAGUAAUAAUCUUGUUUCAGUAACUUAAUGUCCAGGUGGGGCAAAGGCAAGAAGGCGAAGGAGCAAAGUUGCGAUGACGAAGAACGAUAUCAGAUUCCCUCUGCUGCCUUUGCGUUUUCUCUCGCCGUGUCCUCGCAACUUCACAUUUUUGCCUUCGCACUUUCGUCCCUAGACUGUCAAAGUUUCGCUCAUUUGAAUUAAUUUUAGUUAGUAUCAAUGGGACAAUUUCUAUGUCAUCCUUUUUCCAUGAUGAAUAUUCUAAACUUGACACGUUGUGAAUUCACCGAUCAUGGUCUACAAGGUCACAAAACUAUUAAAAUACAUGUAAUCAACAUCACAACUGAAUUUGGUUAAUUUGUAGAUAUCCCAGACACAGUGGGUCACGUGCGCCACUUCAGGUCCUCAAUGGGUCGUGGCUGGAUUGAAAGGGUUAGGAAGGCUAAGCACUUGGUGUUCUGACAUAUUAGGUUUUCAUAUCGAGUUGAUUGUUUCUUUAACACCAGAUAUAUUGAAUGACGGUUAGUCCCUCCUGUUCUUUCUAUGUCACACGGCCAGUGGUCACCUGACCAUUAGUUUAAACUAUCUUACUUGAAUACAUUCACGGCCUCCGCUUUACUAUUUAUUCUGCAAUAUCGCAACCUUGAAAGCUUAUAUUCUCACCUUGUAUCAUCACUCGCUUGAAUAUAUAUAUUGUAUUAUAUAUAGUGUAACAUAUGAUACCUCAUGUGCUAAUUUUCAUGUUAAAGUAUGUCCAUUCUGGAUAAAAUUCAUUAUAAUUAUUGUACUUGAUUCUAAAUUAUUUGAUCAAGCUUGAGCAGCAUGUAUUAUGUCUUGUUUUAACUCAGAUUUUGUUCACAUAACGUAUAGUCAUACCGUUCGUGUUUUGACAACAUUCCCCAUUUCGGAUAAUGUAUAUACAAAUUUUAUUCUCUAAAUUCCUUCGUAAAUACGGCAAAAUAAUGCUUUAUCUUAAAUUACAACUGUUAAUAAUUACCAGAUAUUCUACUUUGUGCAGUCUUGAGUUGUGUCAUUACUUAUUUCUAAGUGAAAUUGUCAAUUACCGCUCGCUUUUUGGAUGUUAAACCAUGCGUCCUCUCGUCUGAUUGACCGCUGUAUUAAUCAUCAUGUCAUAUUGUGAUUCUGCCACCUGAUUUUUCAUUAUUUAAUUAUGUUGUAUAUUGAUUUUACCAUCAAUUAUUGUAAAAUGAUACUGACCACUAUUUUUGUCUAUAUUUACCAUAUGGUGGUAAACUAUUAUCUUAUUUUAUCAAUCUCAUCGACGCACUAAGUUGUGAAGUUACACUUCCGUAUUUACAUAUAUCCUUGCGCGCACUACUUUAGAAGGGGCCCAGAUUCAAAUCUUGAUUUUUGUAACAAAGCAACGUAAUCUUAGAUAUUUUUAUUCAUUAAACCAAUUACAUAAUUUAAUGUCAAUAUUAUAUAAGCAAUCAGGACAAGGUCUUGUGCUGUUCCUUAAAUGUUUAUAAAGGGUUUUUAAUCAGCUUGUUCGGAAAUCGGGAACUGUUCAGAAUUUCCAUAGAUCCGUACAGCGUUUGGAUUAGGUAUAAAUUUUCCGGACAGAAAGGACAAACGCUGAUUGGUCGUAGAAGGUUAUAUAAGGAACCCAGCUUCAGCAUCUCGUCACUUUUGAAUCUUCAUCCCUAGGGUUGACACACUCAGAACCAAAUCUUCAGAGAAAGUCUAAGGUAUUCAAGAUGAUAAAUCUAUUGUAGUGGAUGAUUCUAAUUUUUAUAAGGACUUUGCGCGUCCGGAUAGGACAGGUUUCGAGUAGAUAUCAUUCCAGUCAUGUAGUCUAGUAGUUUGUUUAUUUAUAGAUCAUAUCGAGUUAUUAAUUAGGGCUUAUGAUCGGAACAUUUGUUUCCAAGUUUAGAGGUUUAUUUGUUAAUUUAAGUAACGUUUAUGUCUUUUGAUAGUUGUCCGGAUAAUUUGUUCGGAUUCCAGAGUAUUUUACAAAACUAAGUUCACCUAGGUUAUUCUUGUCCGGAAUGGGUUGUCCGGAUUUUCGGCAUUAUUUGUUCGGAUAAGCUUAAGCUAAAAUAAAGUCAGUUUAGGAAUAAUUUAUUCAUAAUAAUUUCUCUUAUAUGUAAGGGGUAUCGUAGUUGAAUAUCAAGGACAUUUAAGAAGUUUAGUGUCAGAUAUAUGACUGGCGUCAUGAGAAAAGGGCCCUUAUCUUUCGACGUCACAAUUCACAGAAAACGACGUCAAAGUUCGUGAACUUGAAACGUCAAAAUCGCGGAAACGUAAAAAAAAAAAAAAAAAAAAAAAAAAAAAAAAAAAUAUGUUUGUUGAUUAUAUUUGCUUACAUUCUGGAUGCAUUAAUUAUAUAAAUAAUCACAUGGUAGUUCCAAUAUAGAAUCUGUAUAUGUCCGAAAAGAAUUCUAGUUAGAUAUUACAUGUCAUUAAUUGUACUGAACGGGUACAAAUACCUGUGUUUGUUAAUACGUACGGGUUUCCAUGCUGAAUCGUACCGAUAUUUGUUAAUUAUCGUAGUACAUAUUCUUCUUAGUUUUGAUGCACCUUUAAUUUUAGAUUAAAUAUAUACAUGUAUUUAUAUCCAUACAGUAUUUGAUUUAUCUCACAUUUACAGAUCUAUGCACAUUCCUGUAUACUUGUACCGUAUACACACGUAAGAACUCAUCGGAAGAAACAAUCUAUUUUCCGAAACAUACUGAUAUGUUAUAUGGAGCUGUAAAAUUAGAUUUCUGAUAAGCCACCAUUUUAAUUCAAAUUGAGACAAACAUUUCAGGUCAAAUAAUGAUAAUACAGUUACUAAUUAUUUAGUGGAAGUUUUAUGUCUAGAACCCAAGAGGUGUAGUAUUGUAUGUAUUUUAGAUGAUUAAACACAACUUAAUAUCGCCAUUUAAAGUAGUAAAUAGUAUCUAUAUAUAUUACAUGUAACGAUAACGAAUAUCAAAUAAUUUGAUUUCAGCUUAUAGGCCCUAAUAUGAAAAAUUAAGGAAAAGUGCUUACGAUUUACCAUAAAGUCACGUAGUACAAAGCGCGGGGGGGGGGGGCUUACGGAGAAGUUGGCUAAUAUUAUCGACAAGUCACCAAAA
Ostrea edulis (European flat oyster) is the source of this 5586-nucleotide messenger RNA. RefSeq names its product proprotein convertase subtilisin/kexin type 5-like. The coding region runs from base 44 to 1939 and encodes 631 amino acids. The transcript has 3 exons. The record is from RefSeq and is a predicted model, not a curated record. Lineage: Eukaryota; Metazoa; Mollusca; Bivalvia; Ostreida; Ostreidae.